AUGACCAGCUCGGUAACCUCAGGCAUCCCCUUAACGAAGGCGGCUCUUCGAGCUCUCAGCCACGGGCGAUCUCAAGUCUCCUUCCUCCAAGAGCAUUACGCGAAGGAUCCGUGGGACUACCCACCGCCCGCUCCCCCUCAUCUCGCUCGUACCUCAGCUACAGAACCGCCAGCCUUCACGCCCAAAGGCGAAGCGGCCCUCGCUCAGCUGCCGUACGACCUCAAGUUCAAGAUUCUACUCGAGGCCAGCCGUAUCGACCCUCACUGUGCUUUUUCGGUGGCUCUGACUUGCCGUAUCCUCGCUCAUCAUGUGCAACGAGACCCUUUCUCUGGCCUCAAGCAGGUCAUCUAUAUCACCAGACAUGAAUGCAGGGAAUUUGUGAGGGCCCUGGAAAGCAUCCGCCAGGGACGCACCGAUGGCCGAAGCGUCAAAGGCCUCUUCCAUACAUAUCCAGCUGGCGAUCCUUUUUGUCCUGCUGAAAUCGAGUGGAAUGGCGCAAUCUUUCGCAGCAUGGACCUCAGUGACCAGCUUUUCGAGGCUUGCCCCAACUCUUACGUCCACCACAACUGGUGCGCGAGCACGCGCAGCUUUCCACGCGCCGUCGACUGGAAUCCCUGCACGGGCGGCCGCCACAGAAGAGACAAGAUGCUCCGUCUGCACGCCAUGAGACCUCACGUUGGAGCGAACGGAGGAACAGAAACGCACAACCUCGAAGAUGCGGAUCUGCUUCGAUGGACACGCCCAAUUGGCUGGCAUGAGCUCGCAGAGAAGGAGGAAUUCUGGUAUUACGUCCUCGUCGAGCGUCCAAAGCGAAGGGGCAACGGAGCCUUUACCUUCAUUGUCGAGCUAAGUCCACGCGCGACCUGGGAGCAGCUCUGCGACAUGGCUCGACUCGUGGAGCGUACUGCCCUGCGCUACCGCAAGGAGACUGAUCAAGAGCCCGCAUUCUUCGUAAACUUCAUUCACCACCUCUUGGACAACUGUGUCAAAGGCCACGAAUGGACGGAGAUGGAAGCCAACAGGCAGUGCGCGCGCUCGGUCUCUGGGAAGCCUUCGUGGUGGUCAGCAUCAGACCUGAAACAAAUUACGGUACAGGACGCCAUCAAUGCUCCUUCACCGAUAUCAAUCGCGGCUCACGGCGCCGCCCAGAAUGUUUUGCUGUGGGAUGCGAGCUGGGCUGAUGAUGCGAUGGGCAUCGCCCCAGACGAUGCGGAGGAGCUCAAACGCCGCCGACAUCUCUUGAAGACAGAGUCUCCCUGGAUUGGGAUCGAGGAAGGUCACGAUGACUAUUGGCCCACCCGUCCAUCGACACCAGAGAAGAAAAAGAAAAAGAAGGACGAUGACGCAGACUACCGACCGGACGGCAAGAAGAAACCCGAUACGAGCAGGAAGAAGUCGGAAGAUAGCGCAGCCUGGGACCAGGACACGGAGCGUUCGGAGGAUCUGGAUUCGGAUGAAAAAGCAGAGAAUGAGAGGAUCGCAGACGAGUACCACCAAGAGCGCUACCGCUAUGGACCGGGAACCCCGAGCGAGGACGAUCCUUGGGAGACGCCUCCUCCAGAGCUGGACGUCUGGAUAGCAGCAUCUGACUCCGAGGCGGCCCCAGAGCCGAGUGCAUGGGACGAGCCAUACACUCCUGCGUCCACGCCCAAAGCUGUCAAGGCAUCGUUUUCGAGGAAGAAGAAAGCAACCGCUCCUGAGAAGCAGCAGACAGGUCGAUCCAAGCAGCAGGCAGUAUCGUCAAAGGAAGCCGGCCCGUCGAAGCAGGCAGGCUCGUCAAAGGGGGCGAGCUCCUCGAAGCAAGCAGGAGCAUCACGGCAGGCAGCGCAGAUGGAUUCCGACCGCACCUCUCUUCCUUGCAGCAGAGACAAGCCCACGGGCACUACCAAGAGGGCGGCUCUGAGCGUGUCGGACCCGCAACGCCAGUCGACUCCAGCUGGCAAGAAGACGGGGAAAAGGGGCCGGCGCAAGUAG
Jaminaea rosea is the source of this 1974-nucleotide messenger RNA. RefSeq lists its product as hypothetical. The transcript has 2 exons. The record is from RefSeq and is a predicted model, not a curated record. NCBI's taxonomy places the organism in Eukaryota, Fungi, Basidiomycota, Exobasidiomycetes, Microstromatales. Bases 1 to 1974 code for a protein of 657 amino acids.